Messenger RNA from Heteronotia binoei (common prickly gecko), 1946 nucleotides. RefSeq names its product TGFB induced factor homeobox 1 (gene TGIF1). Bases 656 to 1462 code for a protein of 268 amino acids. Gene Ontology annotation, biological process: regulation of transcription by RNA polymerase II. The transcript is spliced from 3 exons. NCBI's taxonomy places the organism in Eukaryota, Metazoa, Chordata, Lepidosauria, Squamata, Gekkonidae. Gene Ontology annotation, molecular function: DNA-binding transcription factor activity, RNA polymerase II-specific; RNA polymerase II cis-regulatory region sequence-specific DNA binding. The record is from RefSeq and is a predicted model, not a curated record.
UCUCCCCCCUUAGGAGUGGCUCAUCCAACCGCAGCCUGAGUACGUGGGGUACGGCAGGAGCGUUUGCCAAGCCCUAGUCCUGCUGCCUCCAAGUUCUUCUAGAGUAGUGAACAAACGGCUGCUAGAGAAGCAAAGCAGGAAGAGGGCCCGGGGCUCCCCUUGCCUGUCUGCCCUGCCCGGUCACCAUUGCACUCUUGUUUGUUGCCUGGCUAAAAAGCGGCUCUCUCCCCCUCCCCCGUUCUUUUUGGCGCUGCUAUCUGACAGAGUCAAUCACACAAGCUGCCAGGCAGCAGCAGGGGGAGGCGAGGCGGCAAAGGCGGCUCUGGUUCCUGGUUACUCUCCCGCUUACUCAUUGCUGAGAGGUGGGGGAGGGCGCACCUCGUGGUGGAGGAGGCAGCCGCUCGCUUGCCUCACUUCGCCAAGCACAAGUUAAAGAACAAAGAGAGAAGCAGCAGAGUGAGCGCCCCUCUCAAGUUACUUUCAGCGCCGACUGAGACCGAGAAAACUGUCAGUUCAACACACUGGACGCCGUUUACGAACAACUGCUUCCCCCCCACCUCUAUCUAGCUCUCCCUUCCCAAAUUUUCCUUCUUCCCUUCUGAAUAGAAAACGAGGAAUCUUCGACUAUUGACAGGAGGAAUUUCCAGGGGCCGAGAUGAAAACUAAAAAAGGUGCUCUUGUUGCAGUCUCAGGCAGUGAGACAGAUGAUGACGAUAGUAUGGAUAUCCCCCUGGAUCUUUCUUCUUCUGCCAGCUCCGUCAAGAGGAGGAGACGGGGUAACCUGCCCAAGGAAUCGGUUCAGAUUCUUCGGGACUGGCUGUACGAGCACCGCUACAAUGCCUAUCCUUCAGAACAAGAAAAGGCGCUGCUGUCCCGACAGACACACCUUUCCACACUACAGGUCUGCAACUGGUUUAUCAACGCACGACGCAGACUUUUACCUGACAUGUUGAGGAAGGAUGGAAAAGACCCAAAUCAAUUCACAAUCUCAAGAAGAGGGACCAAGAUGGCUGAUGGAAGCCCGGUGGAAUUCUCCAUUGGCACAAAAAACUGCAUUCCACUGAUUGAGAGCUCCUACUUCUCUGGUAGCCCAGGACCAAACAAGACUUGUAAACCUUCUUCCCCAGCAACUGUUUUGGCUCGACCAUCAGUCAUAUGCCACACCACAGUAACUGCACUGAAAGAUUCUCCUUUCCAUUUUGGUCAACCAGCUGGUGCAGGUCAGACUCUGGAAGACCUGCAGCAGCGGGCCUCACCCACCAACUUCACAGACAACUCUCUUAUAUAUCAUGACAAUGCAUCUAAACUGGAAACGAGUACAAAUGCACAGAGUGGGUUUUUCAACACUCCUCCUCCUACUCCUCCAGACCUCAAUCAGGAUUUUAGUGGGUUUCAGCUCCUGGUGGAUGUUGCUCUAAAACAGGCAGCAGAGAUGGAACUGCAGGCAAAACUCAUGGCAUAAAUCCUCCCCUACUUUAUUUUUCUUCUCCCCUGGCAGGGAUGUAAUAGAAAUAUGUGGCAAUUGUCUACAUGAUAUCAAAGACUAACUGCAUUUUUUUAAAAAAAAUUAAUCUUAUUUGCACAAGGGAUUGCUGAGAUGAAGCUUCCUGAAAUGGUCUUCAGUGGAAUAUAGUCAUUCCUAGAGUUAUAAAUGUAAAGCUACUGUAGAAACAAAAGGUUUUUUCUCUCCCUUUUUUAUAAUAAAUGUUUCUUAGUAGGUUUUUCAUAAUGUGAGAUGGUUCCCAAGGUCAUGUGAUUUUUUUCGUUAUUGUUUUCAUUGUUUCUUUCUCACUGUGCAAUAUUUAGUAACAAGAUUAGUCUUCAUAUCAUUCCCAUGUGGAACAAAAUAUACCAACAGGCUGUCUUAAAACAAAUUUCAGAUUUAAAAAAAAGUUUGAAUUUGGAUGAUUAUACUUUUUCAUGAUGUAAUAAAAUAUUUUCUUUAA